AUGCUUAGUCCCAAAAGAACCAGAUUCCGUAAACACCAUCGAGGAAGAAUGAAAGGAAAAGCCUAUCGAGGUAAUAAAAUUUGCUUCGGAAAAUAUGCUCUUCAGGCACUUGAGCCCGCUUGGAUCACAUCUAGACAAAUAGAAGCAGGGCGACGGGCAAUGUCACGAAAUGUUCGCCGGGGUGGAAAAAUAUGGGUACGUAUAUUUCCAGACAAACCUGUUACAGUAAGACCUACAGAAACGCGUAUGGGUUCGGGAAAAGGAUCUCCCGAAUAUUGGGUAGCUGUCGUUAAACCCGGCAAAAUACUUUAUGAAAUGGGAGGGGUCCCUGAAAAUAUAGCUAGAAAGGCUAUUUCAAUAGCGGCAUCCAAAAUGCCUAUACGAACUCAAUUCAUUCUUUCUGAAUAA
Molecule: messenger RNA, 408 nt
Organism: Trifolium pratense (red clover)
Lineage: Eukaryota; Viridiplantae; Streptophyta; Magnoliopsida; Fabales; Fabaceae
Source: the annotation of a RefSeq genome assembly